AGCGUGUUGCGGGCUGUAAAACCGUAAAUGCCAUUCUCGUGAGUGUGUAAGGAGCUACAGAACUGUAAUGUCUAACCCUACAUGGAAUAACAACUCUUGGAAGUUUUUUGGGCUGUACCUGACUCUGUGCAAAACUUAAAUCGGCUGCAGCUCCUUCUGCUAAGGAUCAGCCUUGGUACAGAAACAGUGGUAGUUAAAAGGCAGUAAGUAUAUCUGCUAGCUUAAAUGCUGGGUUGUUUUUUUUUUCCUCUCUUUUCCUUUUUUCUAAUUCACAAGCACAGCUUUUUACUCGUCACACAGUAGGAAUUUGUCAGGAGCUUGCCUGGCAUUAAUAGUCUAUUUCAACUCUUUUCUAUAGCCCAGCAGCUACAGAGGGGGGGAAAAAGCAUGCUUUGUAUGGAGCUGUGGUUGGGUCUGUGCUGCAGUGCCCAUCUGAACUCGGCUGUGUCUAUUUUGUCAGCUUUUGCUACCCUCUAGUAGUUGCUGGUCCCUUCCUAAACUCACGAAAUCUCACCAUACAGUGCCUGUGCUUGGAUCAGGGUUCUGGCUGCUCCUGACCUGAACCACUUCUCUUGAUGGUUUUGCUUCUCGAGCUCUUCACUGCAAACAAGAUAUCUUUGAGUUUCAAUUCUUUGUAUGGCUUUUUAUCUUUUACUUCUCAAUUGAUCUCCAAAGGAGUGGGAUAGGACAAAACAUUGGUAUUCUUAACCAGGGAUCCAUGGAGAGGGUGUAAGCUGUUGGAAAAGUGAGUGGCAUUCUUGAAGUGGUGUGGUUGCGUUUAUUUGGGUGUGGAUAUAAUCAUGCUUCUGUGAUACAGUUCCUGCUGAGUUUGAAAUGCUAGUGUUAGUAAAGCCAGAAGGAGAGCCAGACAAAAGCUUGGAGAAAAGUCAGAGUUUCAGUGCCUUUUUAGUGAUGGUUCAUGGGAAAGUAACAAUUUUAUGUUUGAUUUUCCUAAAGCACUGGGCAUAUGCUUUUUCUUCUCUGUGAAUUAUUGUUUGUGAAUAUAUAUCUUUACAGCAUGAGAACAUCAGAAACACCUGGUUUUGUGCCUAGGUUUCACUCAUAGAGGUAGGUCCUUGUUAGAGACUCUGGGUAGUCUGAUGAAAAUGGUGUUUAACUACAAAGCUUCAAUUUCUGCUGUUGCUGAUCGUGGCAGCUCAAUUCCUGGUCUGCCUGAAUCCCUGGAGCAGAGGACAUGCUCUCCUCCUCCUGCUCUGCCACUGCCCUGCCUCCGUCUCCUCCACCCCACACGUUUCUUAGCCUUGUGUAGAGCUCAGCAGAGAUUUCUUCAUGAAGACUGGAAUGUGUUUAUAUAAUAUUUUAUAUAUUAUUUUAGGCUCCUGCUACUCAAAUAUAGGCAAACGCUUAACCUCUUAUUCGCCAUCAUUAGAUGAAAUGUGGAAUUGCUGUAGCAGACAUCAAGUCAGGUGGAUCUAAACCAGCUUCUGUUUUUCCUGCCUGGAAGGUUCAUCAUUUCCCUGGCAAGUGUGGCUACCAAGAGCAGGUUUUCCAGGCCAGGAGUGUUUAGUGGGAGCAUUGUUUGUGAACCACACCAGUGAAGCAGGGCUGGGCUGGGCUUAAUGGGGGCUCUUCUGUGUGGGAGGCAUUGGGAAGGGGGUGAUGUGAGAGGCUCAAUCUCUGCAAAAGCAGGGGUAGGACAGCAGUAGGAACACUGGACAGAACUGCUGAAAAGGAGAGAACAACCUGCUGUACUAAAUCACAGCUCCCCUGGGGACACAGCUCCAUAGUUAGCAUCCUCAAAUGGCAUUCCUUUAUUACGGCAUCAUUGUGCACAGUCCUCUAGAGAGGAAGCAAACGGUCUCUAAAACAAUCUGCUGGCAGCUCAGGCUGGAGUGUUUGAGGUUUUCCAGGGCUCUUUUGCUGUGUCACUCUUCCCUUUAAUGUUCCAGCUUGAAGGUUGUUGUUCUUUCUCCAUCAAAGUGCCUUAAAGUGCUGGUAAGGGUGUCUGCUCCAAGGACAAGGUGGAGAAGGCAGCAGCCCAGAGAGAACAAGAGAUACUGCAGAACAGCUUUGUUCUGGUGUAAUCUGUCUUAUCUGCAUGUGAUGCAAAAACAGGGCAGUUUUCACAAGACUUGGAGGCUGCGUGGUGACAUGUUUUCUGUCCUUUUAUAAAAUCCACCACGUUAUUUUGACUAGAGCGCUAACGUAACUCCUGGCAGCCUCAAAUCUCACUGCUAGCAGCUACUUCCCUCCAAAGGCUGAUGUGGUGCUAACAAGCAGAGAGAUCUUGUGCGUCCUGUUUACAUGGAGCUGGGAAGACAGCGUGUUCCGUGGGAGGUGCCAAGGUAGAGCUGCAGUGGAUAUAAGGUGAAAAAACUCUGUGUGUGCAGACAGGCUGUGGUGGGGCGUGUUCCUUUGUGUUUGGUGGUGUUCAGGAACUCCAGGUGAAACGCUGGAAUGAUGGUGUUAAGUUCUUUUAUAUCUGAAUACGUAUCUUUGAUAUCUAUGCAUGCGUAGCAUGUUUGUGUUUGUAUAUAUUUAUAUUUAUAUCUAUUCUCUCUCAUGGGAAAGUCCAUGUCCUGAUCAUCUGCUCUUGUGAUCUCCUCACGUAGCUCUCUGUUGUUCAGUUUUUAGGUGGCAGAGACGCGGUGAAGCCGAGUGUGGGGCAGGCAGAGCUGAUGGGGGAGCCUGGGGUGUAGCCCAGGAUGGACUGGCUGUGACGACGACGUGCCUUAGCCGGAGAGGUCGUUACCAUGAAGAGUUCCUGCAGAGCUGGCCUCCACAGGGAACCGCUCAAUUCCACAUCCUCCACCUUCCAUCAAGUCAAACGGGUUUCUGGUAUGCACUUAAAGCCAUAUCUCAAGUUACAGAAGAAAGAGCGAUCCCCAGAAAUAAGCCAGGAUUCCCUGCGAGGCCACCAGGGACCAGCACAAGGAGAAAAAUACACCAACUGCACCAAACUGAGCGUUUUCCCAAAACCCUCCCUGGUGACUCCAUCUCAAAAGCUUCUGGGGAUUAUUUAUCCAAAUACUAUGUGCAAUAUGAACGGGAAAGGCCCGGCGGACGGCCCAAGUGCAAGGGAGAAGAAGAACGCCCUGUCUGCCACGAUCCACCAGGGAGAAGAAGGGGAAGGGCCGCUGGAUGUCUGGGCUGUGGUGAAACCUGGCAACACCAAGGAGAAAAUCGCCUUCUUCGCAGCCCAGCAGUGCAGCAGCAGCACCCGCACGGGCUCCAUGAAAAUCAAGAGCACGUGGGACAUCGACGGGAGAACGGCCAAGCGCCGGAAAAAAUCCGUGGACCUUAAGAAAAACAAAAUCCAACUGGAAAGAAUGAGGGAGGCCAACUCCAGGUGCUCCCAGCCGGAGCCUUUCGCCUGCGGCAUCGAGCACUGCUCGGUGCACUUCGGGAGCGACGGCGGCGAGGGCGCCUUCCCGGGCCGCUCGCUGUCGGUCAUCGAGAUGGUGGCUUUCCUGGAGCAGCGGGCCAGCGCCCUGCUGGUGGACUGUGCCAAGACCUGCACGGCCCCCUCUGCCACCAGGCUGGGCGCCCAGCCCAAGGCCCUGCCCGGCUCCGAGCCCUUCUCCUCGGCCGGGGCGUGCGAGGUGCCAGCGGAGCGCGGCCCCGGCGAGGCGCAGGGCGAGCCCGUGCGCGUGCUGGACAUGGUGGCCAGGCUGGAGUCCGAGUGCCUGAGGCGGCAGAGCGAGCGCGAGGCCGGGAGCCUCUCCCGCAACAACAGCUUCCGCAGGAACGUCGGCAGGGUGCUCCUGGCCAGCGGCACCCAGCCCGAGGGAGAGGUGGGGAAGGGGGUCCCGGCUCAGGGGGACGGGCUGGGGGAGGCAGGGGUGGCGGAGGCUGGGUACGGAGGUCGCUGUGGCCCUCUGGGUGACACCGAGCUGUGGGAUGGCGGCGCCUCUGCCCGGCAGCCGUUUCCUUCGGGGCUGGAUACCCGGGUGGGGAAUGUGAAUUCGGGACUUGCCCACGCGGUGUUGGCCAUGACAGCUGGCAGGAAUGACGCUGAAACACGGAUUGAGCCCCCCAGGGCUCUGCUGUCCUCGUGUCCCCCUGCUGCCAGGCUGCCACCGGAUCCCUCGCAGAGCAAGAACGCGACUGUUGAUUGUACGUCGAAAGAGCCUGUAAUUUUCCCAAAGCAUCCUGCUAGGAAGGAACCCUUGUGCAUCAGUAUAUCGGUCACCAAGACAGAGGAUGGGUGCAGGAAGGAGAAGCUCUCCGGUUCUGGUGAGGAUUCACUCCCAGGGAGGCUGUUUUUCCUCCAGGGUGAGCAGCCUGCUGCUCAGGAGCAGCAGCCACGGCGGGAGGGUCCCCAGGAGAAGCCAGGAGAAGUAGCCCAAAAGGAGGAUGAGGAUGCUCUGGCAUCUGGUAGAUCGUGUGUCAGAAGCAGUGUCCCUACAGAGCCAUCGGCCCCUUCUGUCCCUCCCACAGAAGGGGCUUUGCAAGUACUUGAUGCUUCCUGCCUAAAGCGGCAGGUUUCACAUGACUUUCUGGAGACCAGGUUUAAAAUCCAGCAGCUUUUGGAGCCUCAGCAGUACAUGGCCUUCUUGCCUCACCACAUCAUCGUGAAGAUCUUCGGGUUGCUUCCCACCAGGAGCCUGGUUGCCCUAAAAUGCACUUGCUACUACUUCAAGUUCAUCAUUGAGUACUACAACAUCAGGCCGGCCGACUCGCGCUGGGUGCGCGACCCUCGCUACCGGGAAGACCCUUGCAAGCAGUGCAAGAAGAAAUACGUGAAGGGGGACGUGUCCCUGUGCCGGUGGCACCCCAAGCCCUACUGCCAGGCUCUGCCCUACGGGCCUGGCUACUGGAUGUGCUGCCACCGCUCCCAGAAGGGCAUCCCGGGCUGCAAGCUGGGUCUCCAUGACAAUCACUGGGUCCCCGCCUGCCACAGCUUUAACCGCGCCAUCCAUAAGAAAACCCGAGGAGCGGGAGCCGAGGUGGAAGAGGAAUAUUAGUGCACAAACACUUUUCUGCAAGAUUGUUUGGGAGAGGAGGAGGAGGAGAUUCUCAUGCCUUGUGCUGUUUACAGUGUAUAUAAUUGUCGUGAUUUUUUUUUUUUCCCCACAGGGCUAUGAAACUGCACAUACUCAAACACAAGAGCCUUUACCUUUUAGAUUAAAAGAGAGCUUUUAGUCCAUCUCUGUAAAUAACACUAUAAAAACUAAUUGUACAUACAGAGUCUACAGCUGGCUGAACAAGGUAACCCCUACAAUGCAGCUAUCCCAGUGUUGCGGCUAUAGGUGUGUGUGUUUUUAAGUGUCUUGUUUCAAAAUCUGUAUAUCCUGUAUAAUAUAUGAAUGUUUCUGAGAAGAAACUCUAAAUAGGUAAAGGUCAACUUGUUUAAAGAAGCUGCAGACAACUUAACUGGACAACCUGAAACUUAGACUAUAGAACAGAUCCAUUAUAGUAGCGUGGCAGUGGAUUAAAGAAAGAAAGAGAGGAAUAUUAUUGUAUAGUCAAAAUAUAAAAAAAGUUCUUGUCUACCUUACCCAUAUUGUCUGGUUGGGUUUUGGUUUUUUUUUUUACAUAAAGAAAAUGUGCAUUCUAGAUCUGCCUUACCAGACUUUCUCUUGUAAGACUUUUGCCCCAAAAUAAAAAUGCUGUGAAACACGUGGCAGAAACUUGGUGCUGUGCUGUAGUUCAGACGUGCAAUGUGCUUUCUCUAGGAAACCUCUCCUCCAACUAACAAAGGAUCAAAACCCCCCCACAUCUCUGGUACUUGGAGAACUCCCUGCUGUAACAAUCACAGAUUCCAGCUUUUCCUUUCCUUCCUGCCAGCCCAGCAUGCAGCAGAGGCCCCUUUCAUUGGGAAUUCUGGUGCUAGGUGCACUUUCUGGUCCUCCUGCUCCUUGGCUCUUGUGUGGGCACCUGCCCUGUUCCCUGGAUGCUCAAGGAUGGAAUGUGGGUCCAGCAGGAUGAGUGUGGAGUUGCCUUGGCUCUGUGUGGAUGUGCUGGAAGCUUUCCUACCUGCUCUGUAUGGAAUUUAUUCCUUGUAGAAGACUCCUUGCAGAGCUUCCCUGCUCUGCUGCAGCCCUGGCCUCUCCCAGUGCCCUGGGUCAGUGCUUUGCUGAGGUUCCUGUCGGAUGAACGGUAAUUCCUCACAUCAGAACGGGAGCAGAGCUUGGCAUCCAUGGCAGAAUUUCCCUGGAUCCUUUCCUGUCCUGCAGUGCUGUGAGCCAGACCUCAGCCUCCCGUUCCAGCCCUCGCAGGGUGGAUGGUUUGGAAGCCUGGGAAUGGACCCUGGCCAGAGCAGCAGCCGGGUUCCAGGGAGCCCAGCAGAGUGUGGCAGCCGUGCCUUUGCCCUGGCCACGUCCCUCCUCUGCCCCACUUGGUGCUGUUGCUGUUCCUCUGCCCCUUCUCAGGGCACAGAUGGACUCCUGGCUCCCACCAUUCCAAAUCUCUGACCUGGUGCAAGAAGAGCUGGUGCCACCUUCCCACUGGGCUCUCCUCUGCCCUGCAGACCCCAAGGAGCUGCUGGAAAGGGCAGGGAUGGGGUGGCCCUGUACUUGGCUCAUCCUUUGGUGAUUCAUUCUUUAUCCUGUGGUGCUGGAUCGAGGUGUGGAGAACUGCUGGCUGUGGGGGCCAGGCUGAGCCACCCACCUCCAGCUGCCCUGGGCUCACAGGGAGUGCCUUGCCUGGUUUCGGAGCAUGAGGAGGAGAAAAGGGUUUGAAGGCUUUUGUUCUUUCCUUUAACACUGGGAGAAGGAAAAUCAAGGCCUGACAGCCUGAAAUGUGGGUUUGGUGAGCUCAGGCUUUUCAGGGAAGUUUAAAGGAUGUACUGGUUUUAUAUUUUGCCUUCACCUGCUCCUGCCACCCACCAGGUGUCAUCCACCUCCCCCCCGGAGCUGCUCAGCCUCCCUGCACUGCAGACGUGAUGACAGCCAGGAGGAAUGAAAUUAGGAAUCUAAAAGAAGGGUGUGGCAGCCUUGUAACCGGCUGGGAAGAGGGAGAGGAAGAGCAGGAACCCUCCUUAACCCCUGACUUCAUCCCCUAACGGGGCUCAGGCUUCACCCAAACUUCCAUCUGCUCCCUCAGCUGCACCUGGACCAGCAGCACAACAUCCUCCAGGCUGUUGUUUUGCCAAAGCCACGGGCAUCAAAAGCCUCAGCUUAAUUCUGAUGAGGAAAAAGGGAAAGAAGCUGCUUUCCUGCUCUCCCACCCAAGACUCUGGAAAACUUGAGGCUGACAGCAGCAAGGAAAGUCCCUGCAAGGCUGGAAUGGAGUGGCAGAGGAAAAUGUUUUGUAAUUAGAUAAGGGGCCAGUGAGGUCAUUUUAUUUGGAACAGGGUGUGAGAUUGUGGUCACCUUUGUUGAACAAGGGGAAAAAUGAGGAUAAAAUAAUACCAUGAGGCUAUUUUGUUCUUGGAGCAGGUAAAGCCAGAGGACAGCUUGCUGUCUCCCCUGCCCCAUCCCUGCCCUCCCCCCAGGCUGGCUGGGGAGCGUGGGCUGGUUUAUACAUCAUUUAUUACAUUGUCUGCUGGAACUGUCCCUCCUGCACAGCAUUGCUGUUAAAAAUUGUUUCACAGAGCAAGCUCUGCAUCCAGGAGUGGGUUGGGUCUGAGUGUUGCCAUGCUGAGCUGCCUGCAGGCUUUUUUUUUCUGUAACUUUGUAAAAUGCAGAUUUCUGUUUCCUUAAGGGAUGGUUCAGGGAGAAGCCAAGGUCUGAUGAAUGUUGGGGUUUUGGUUUUUUUCCCUAAGAAGCAAUUAAAAAAAAAUAAAAUCCAGUGUUGGAUUUACAAA
Molecule: messenger RNA, 7711 nt
Organism: Passer domesticus (house sparrow)
Lineage: Eukaryota; Metazoa; Chordata; Aves; Passeriformes; Passeridae
Gene: FBXO34
Product: F-box protein 34
Exons: 4
Coding region: 2715-4928 (737 amino acids)
Molecular function (GO): protein binding
Source: RefSeq, a predicted model, not a curated record